Messenger RNA from Lingula anatina, 3014 nucleotides. Its product is annotated as general transcription factor IIH subunit 4. Gene Ontology annotation, biological process: nucleotide-excision repair. Gene Ontology annotation, cellular component: transcription factor TFIIH core complex; transcription factor TFIIH holo complex. The record is from RefSeq and is a predicted model, not a curated record. Lineage: Eukaryota; Metazoa; Brachiopoda; Lingulata; Lingulida; Lingulidae. Gene Ontology annotation, molecular function: double-stranded DNA binding; ATPase activator activity.
UUUGUGAAGCAUUAAGUAAAUGUGGAGGUUAGAAAAUAAAGCAAAUGGCAACUCUGAGCACGAGAAAGAUAGUUAGUAAGGAUUUGCAUGAUUAUUUGGGAAGUUUGAGCCCAGGCAUUCUCAACAGACUCUACAGCUACCCAGCAACAUGCUUAGCAGUGUUCAGGGAGCUCCCCUGUCUAGCCAGACACUAUGUAAUGAGGAUUUUGUUUGUGGAGCAACCAGUUCCCCAAGCUGUUGUGUCUUCAUGGGUAGAGAAUAAACACCAGGAAGAACAUCAGCAAGCCUGCCAGGUGCUGUCAGAGUUAAGGGUGUGGCAGAACCACCAGCUCCCUGGGGGACUAACAGGUUGGAUGCUCAAUGAAACAUACAGAUGGAAUCUGAAAACAGCAUUAUUAGGAGGUGGCACCUCUUGGACCAGUGCAAUACUUGAACCAGAUAAAUAUGCCAAAGACAUCCCAUUCCUUGACAGUUAUGCAAUGGAGAGGUGGGAGUGUGUCCUCCACUUCAUGGUGGCCUCCAAGGAAGCAGUGUCUGGAGUCAGCAGAGAUGUGGUGGAUAUUCUGUUACAUGGUGACCUCAUGAGAGUUGAUGAGAGUGACUCCCAGCCAAUGAUCACAGCCUCAGGGUUCCAGUUUCUUCUGAUGGACACAGCCUCCCAAGUCUGGUUCUUCAUGCUACAGUAUCUGGACACUGUGGAGUCUAGAGGCAUGGACAUUGUUGAGGCCCUGUCUUUCCUCUUCCAGCUCAGUUUCUCCACACUAGGAAAGGAUUACUCCACAGAAGGAAUGAGUGAAUCCCAGCUUAAAUUUCUGCAGCAUCUCAGAGAAUUUGGUCUGGUGUUUCAGAGAAAGAGAAAGGCUCAGAGGUUUUAUCCCACCAGACUGGCUGUAAACCUGGCCACAGGAGUGUCCAAGACCAGCACUGCUACAGAUAUGCACAGACCUGGCUAUAUUGUGGUAGAGACGAAUUACAGAGUGUAUGCUUAUACAGAGUCUUCUUUACAAUAUGCAUUGCUGGCAUUGUUCUGUGAAAUGCUGUACAGAUUUCCCAAUUUUGUAGUUGCUCAGGUAACCCGGGAUAGUGUGCGGCAGGCACUGAUGAGUGGGAUAUCAGCAGAACAGAUAAUCAACUUUCUCCGUAGCCACGCCCACCCAGAGUCACUGAAACAGAACCCAGUGAUACCUUCCACCAUCACAGAUCAGAUCCGCCUCUGGGAACUGGAGAGGGACAGGUUCAAGUUCACAGAUGGGGUCCUCUAUAAUCAAUUCCUAUCACAGACUGACUUUGAGUUGUUACGGGACUAUGCUAGAGAUAUUGAUGUGUUAGUGUGGGAAAACCCACAAAAAAGAACAAUGGUUGUGACAAGAGGUGGCCAUGAUGAUGUUAAAAAAUUCUGGAAAAGACAGAGGUCCAGUAAUAGCUAGCAUAAGCUGUACAUAAUAUUGGAUGAAAACACCAGUAGAUGGCAGCAGGAGUCUUCUGUGGCUCCCAAGGCGGUGCCAGGAAGCCACUGUAUGAUCCUAUACAUUACAAUAUGUUGAUUUAAUGCACUGGUAGAUGGCGCUAAGAGUCAAGACAAGAACAUCAUAGGUGAAGAUGGAAGUCAAAUAAAACAUUAGGGAAAUUUUAUACCCUGUAAGCUGUAAGUGAAUGCCAGCCUUUUUGAAGGAAAUGAUGGAACAUUUGAGUCAUCCAGAAGAUGAAACUCUUCCAUUUAAUACUUUGUCAUAAGAAUGCCAUGCAUGCCAUGUCAUGCAUGUCAUAAGAAUGCCUGCAUGCCAUCUUAACAGAUGAAUGGUCAAAAUGAAUAGUUGUCUCAUUGGACCAAACCACAAUGUAUGCUGUCCAAACAGCAUAUUUUUGUAUUCAGACUUGUUAAGAUGCUACCAGAUUUGUUUUUUCAGAUGGUAUCAAACUUUCAAACUUUUUGUGAUAGAGUUGUUGUAAAAUGUUUUCACAAAAGAUGUUUGAACUUUCAGGGCAUUGUUUACUUUCUUCCAUACGACAAACAGCUGAAUGAAAUUGGUUAAAUUGGGCUUGUUCCCAAAUUGAUUUUUAGUUGUAUUACUGAAUAUUUUGGCGCAAUUUAAAAACAGGUCACUGCAAAUGAAAUAGCAGAAUCAGAUGGAAGGAAAUUAGUUCAGGUUGUUUUUUAUAAAAUUUUGAAGCAGAAUUAAAUUAAAACAAUUUAAUUUUGACUUUUCAGCUGACAAUACUUACUUCAUAACAUUUUAUUCAUCAAUGAAAGUAUAAAAAAAGUAAGUGAUCAUACUGUGGAAAGAUCACAAUAAACAUAAUUACAACUUCCAUUCAUACAUCAUUUCACAGAGAGAAAAUAUAUAUAAAUAAAUGAGAGGUGGAUGCACAACCUUCCACAUCCUGCAAGAAGCUUGUAUUCGGCCUCUCAGUUCAACCCAGACCUUAUGACAAUAUAAUGUUCAACAGAUUAAAAUAUAUCCUAUGUAUCUUUUUACAGUCUCAACAUCUCUCCUGCAUAAAAGUGCAGUGCCCUAAGAUUUUUCUAUGUCAAAGUUAUAUUUUAACCAGCUGUAUGCCAUAGUGUUCAAGUCGCACUACUAAGUGCUCAGAUAAUGAAUUUUUUUAGUCCAAGUUUUCUAACUUUAAAUGCAUAUUUUUUACUACAUUAAUAAUAACCUCACCAGCAGAUAUACUCCACAUUCUGGAGUCUGAUCCCUGUCAAAUGACAGUAUUUUUUGUGCUGAAAUAUUUGGUAUUUAUUUAAAGCUGAUAGAGCUUUCUGGUUCACACCUCACAUAUAAUGCAACCACUGUCUUCAUCAUUAUCAGGAACUGGUAAUCUUUUUGUUGAUUACUAAGAUUUCAGAAAAAUAGGUAAAUAAUCAUUUUUGUUAGAGAUUUACUACUUAAAAUUUACAGUUAAGUUGACCACAAUAAUUAAAAUUGUCAACAUUUACAAUGGGAAGCGGAAUGGGGAAGAAGAUAAGUUCUGACAAAUAUAAUUGGGAAAAAAGCCAAAGCCGCUCUGUCAGA